AUGGAACUAUUUGCGCAGCUGUUUGAACACCGGCCUGAACUUCGAGUCGUAGUUUGUAAACCAUGUGCCACUGCUAUUCCACCAGCGCAGAUCGUUACGCACCUCAAAGAGCGCCAUCCCAAGGUCACAGUCGCUACGCGCAAGAGCCUGGCGGCAGCUGUACGCGCGCUACCAAACCUUGCGUGGAGUCCAGGAGACGUGCGUGUACCAAGGCCGGCUAAGGAGCCCGUCUUUGGUCUGAAAAGCCGAGAAGACGGGCUGGUAUGCUUGUCGGAGCGUUGUUGGUAUACCUGCAUCUCGCUGCAGGGCAUGCAGAAACAUUGCAAGGAUGAGCAUGGCUGGGUGAACGAACAAAAGCGAGGGGGAGAUAUAAGGCAAAAGAGCAAGCACUCGCGCAACCAAGUAUGGCGAGACAGCCAAUCCUGCCAGCGCUUGUUCAGAGCUGUUGGCUGGCCGGCGUAUGUUGCAGUCGAGACGAGCGUUGGAGCUGCGACUCUAGCAGACAUCUCCCAGAGAGUGAAGGCAGAUCGCCAGCAUCAGCGAGAAGAGCGUGAGGCAGCAGCAGCGCAGGAUAAGAUUAAAGAGGGCAUCCGUUCGCAGGCUGAUCCGUGGCUAGAGCUCACAGAAUGGGUCCCGCACCUACAAGGUAUCCCAAGGGCGGCACUUCUGCGCGCUAAACAGCUAGCUGGUGGGGAGGUAGACGCGCGUGGGAAGGAAGAAGUAGCGUUUGACAACACGGGCUUACGCGAUGUUUGCAAAGCUAUGGAGCAGCUGAUACAAAAAGCGUUCAAUAGCAGCCGAGCUGAGGUUGUCGGCAGACUCGCACUGGAGAUUAUCGAGCGACGUGAGGCGGGCGCAGAAUCGAACGAGCGGCCCUUCUACGCUAGGCAUCGAGUCGGUACGAUCAAGAAGUACAGCCAGAAGCUGGUGAGCAUCCUCUGCUACCUGUGGCGCACAUAUGACCAGGUCGAGCGGCCGCCAUACAAACUUACCAGCACGCAAGACGCCCUCUUGGUGUCACUCCAGCAAAUAGCCUGCUCAGACAACGCUGCGAAGAAAGAGAAACUGGAAGAGCGAUGCCUGCGCUUUUGGAUCGCCUUGCUCAACCACAGCCUGACUGGCGACGAGCACGAGAGCGCACUGCUGAGCGGAGUGGCUGUCCUCGGCCUCAAGCCUGAUCACCAUGGCGGUGGGUGGGUUCCGGCGCACGAGUUCUCGCCAACGCUGUCUGCUUUGAUCACUACCUCGAAAGCGCUCGUAGUGCAUCAUGCCCGCUGCCAGCGAGAUAAAGCGCUUCAGAAAGACCCUUGUACAGCACCUACUGCGUAUAAGCUAGUUAAAGACAUGUCUGAACGGUUUAUGACGCUGUCCGACUUCAAAGGCACACCCAGUCCUAUGAAUCAAAUGCUCCGCUUGCGUACGCUAGCUAGAACACAGGCAAAGCGACGUAAUACUCCCGGUAUCGUGUCGUGGGAUGGAGAUCGGCUUCUCAUUGACAAGCAGAGCUUUUCGCUAGCCGAUCUCCGGUCGAUGGUGAAGGGACUCUGCGAGACGGUGCGGUUGCAGCUAUUUAAGGACGUCCUACUCUUGGAUCUAGACGAAAGGGGUUGCGUGCGACCCGGGACCACCCCGCUUCCAGAGGUGUCCGUGGACAAACUCGUCGAUCAGCCAGCCGAGCUGGCUACGGGCUGGAGCUUUCUGAAGCACCCCGACAACCAGCUAGAUAGAUGGCAAGACUGGCUUCUAGACCGGGUGUUGGACGAGGCUCCGCUAAGGGAGAGAUUCAUUCCUAGGUACAUGAAAGGAGUGCGUCGGUUUAAAGAAGGCCUCUUCACGCUUGUUCACAUGUCUGGCGGCGGGCCUGGUCGCGGGACAGAGAUUACCUCGAUACAGUGCGAGAACAGUGCAGACGGGGUGGGGUAUCGGGGGGUGUUUGUAGAGGGUGGCCUGGUAUCCUUCACCACCACGUACCACAAGGGGUAUAGCUUCAGCAAGCGUGUCAAGACGAUCCACCGCUAUGUUCCCUGGGAGGUGGGUGAGCUGGUGGUGUACUUCCUUGGGCUCGGUCGACCGUUCAUAGAUGAUCUCCAGAUGCUGCACAAUAGCGUUGCCCGCCCUACCGCUUUCAUCUGGGAGCCAGAGCCGGAGGAGCAGUGGGGCGACGAGAGCGAUAGCGAAGAGAGCGACAACAGAGACGAGUACGGCGAAGCCAACCGUGAGAAGGCACGAUCCGCUAACCCAGACGGGUACUGGGGCACCGAUCGCAUACGCCGUGUCCUGCGCAAGCAGACCUUUUAG
Messenger RNA from Ascochyta rabiei, 2298 nucleotides. RefSeq lists its product as uncharacterized. The record is from RefSeq and is a predicted model, not a curated record. The transcript has 2 exons. NCBI's taxonomy places the organism in Eukaryota, Fungi, Ascomycota, Dothideomycetes, Pleosporales, Didymellaceae. Bases 1 to 2298 code for a protein of 765 amino acids.